This is a messenger RNA of Oenanthe melanoleuca, 2031 nucleotides long. RefSeq names its product XRCC1 N-terminal domain containing 1, N-terminal like (gene XNDC1N). The record is from RefSeq and is a predicted model, not a curated record. Bases 395 to 1576 code for a protein of 393 amino acids. The transcript has 10 exons. Gene Ontology annotation, biological process: base-excision repair; single strand break repair. Gene Ontology annotation, molecular function: damaged DNA binding. Lineage: Eukaryota; Metazoa; Chordata; Aves; Passeriformes; Muscicapidae. Gene Ontology annotation, cellular component: nucleus.
ACUUCGGGAUCAUAAAACCGGUGAGCUGUCACGGCUGGGAACCGGCUCCUAGUUCUAGGAGGCGUGUAGCCCCCGUCAGCAGCACCGGCCGCCUUGCACCGCAGUGCUGGCACUGCUGCUGGGCCGCCGCCCUGUCCUUGCCCGCCUCUUUCCUCCACCGCCUCGCAGAAAAGGCACAGAUGGCUGCUGAGCUCCGCCCGCCCGUGAGCGCGGCGUUGCCCGCGGGCCGUUUGUCCCGUCAGGCACCGCGGCGGGACCGGAGCGGGGCUGGCGCGAGGCGCGAGCGGCGGUCAGAGGAUCACGUGAUUCGGGCGGCGGGAGAUUCGGGAUCGGCACUGGAGGGAUACGAAGGGAAGUUGCGUUCUGGCAGAGUAUUGUCUCCAUAGGUUCCUGAAUGGCUCCAAUUAAAAUCAGCUAUGUGGUGUCCUUCUCCUCCCAGGACCCCAGGUACCCGGCAGAGAACCUGCUGAGUGAAGAUGGCAUACGGCCCUGGCUUGGCUGCCCUAAAAAGCACAGCAGGCAGCUGAGUGUGGAGCUGCAGCUAGAGAGAGCCAGUCCCAUUGGCUACAUUGACAUUGGGAACUACGGCUGCGCCUUCCUGCAGAUUGAGGUUGGACGCUCCUCAUGGACCUGUGACCAGCCCUAUCUCACCUUGGUGCCCACUGUCACACUGAUGACACCAGCUGACUCGAAGCUGGACCAGAAUCGCUAUGGGGUUCGGAUGUUUAAGGAAGCAGAUUUCUUGGAGCUGACGGUGGGGCAGAAGUGGGACCGCGUGCGGCUCACCUGCAGCCAGCCCUUCAGUCCGUGCAGCCGCUUCGGGCUCUCCUUCAUCCGCCUGCGCACACCACAGGAGCAGGAGCCUGACCCCCCCCGGCCACCCCUGGACGCAGAGGAUGCAGAGCUCUCAGACAGACCCUGUUGCUCCAGCCCUGCCUUUGACCAGACUUCCUUCCCUGAACCAUGCUUGAGAUCCAGGGAGGAGCAGCAGCUGAGGAGCUGCCUGGGGAAGCUGGAAGGGGCUGCCUGGAGCCGCUCUGCCCGGAUGGUGCUGCUGGCGGCACGGAACCAGGCGCUGAGGCCCAGAGCUGGCACGAGCACACUGGAGGCUCACCCGGAGCCGCUCAACAAGGAUGGGGGAGGCCCUGCAGUGCCAGGCUCUGCACUGGAUGUCUUUGCAGUUCCUCCAAGCACCUGCAGGCAGCUGGAAAGGCACUGUGCUCCCAGCCCUGGUGGCAGGGCUCCAGCUGCCACCUCGAGGACACCCAGGGUGAAAGGAAGAGCCCGAGGCCCCCGAGAGAGACGCGUCAGGAGGAGUGACAGGGGCCAGGCCAGCAAUGACGGGGAGACAGGUGUCUGCCCCAUCUGCUCAGGCUGCUUCCUGCUGGAUCUGCUCCCCACGCACGCCUCUCAGUGUGGAGAAGACCCCACCACAGCCUGUCCUUUCUUGUCUCCUGAUGCCUGGGUGUCCUGCCCCAUUUGUCAGCUGCCCUUCAGCAUGGCAGAGGUGGAGCAGCAUGCCAGCAACUGCGGGGAGACACCAGGGGCCCUGUCCUCACCCCAGGGCCUGGAGUAGGACAGCAGAGCUGGGGACAAACCCUGUGUCACCACCUGUGGGGGCUGAACCUGCAGUACUCCAAGGGGCAGAGACACUGGAGCCCUGGACAUUUGUGGCAGGACUUGUGUGAAGAUGGAGAAGGUGCUCCCAGCCCCAUGGUCAGGUUUGGUGGGGUUUGAAGCACUGUAACAGCAGGAGUUGCGACUGGAGAAGAAUUUAAAGGAGAAAAAGAGGAAAGAAAUCUGCGCUGUGACUGCUUGGUGCUACAGCAGAUUCCUUGGGUGAGCAUCCUGCCUUGGGACACCCUGUGUAGUUCAUGGGGACAGUGACAGGACAAGAAGGAGGUCAUACUUUUCCUCCCCUCAGGCCCUGAUAAGGGUUCCAGUGCAUGUGGACUGUAGGAGGAGGAAGCCAGAACCCCCAGAGCAAGUGAAAAAUACACUUUAUUUACAAGUAGAAACAUUUAAAAAUGC